UUAUGGCGGGACUGCGGUGGACAUUCUGACAUUGGGGGGUACUGACUUGGGGUCACUGACAUCCCCAGUGACACCAAUACAGUGAUCAGUGCAAAAACAAAAACACUGACACUGUACUAAUGGCACUGGGGAGGAAAGGGUUAACUUCUGGGGUGAUUAAAGGGUUAACUGUGUGCUGUGUUGUUUUUACAUUAUGUGCUGUGUGUGUUUUACUAGGGAGACAAACUGCUUUUUAUUGCUCUGCACAGCAGAGCAAUACAAAGCAGCCUGUUCGUGCUGACAGGGGAGAAAUCUGUGUUGUU
Molecule: messenger RNA, 302 nt
Organism: Staurois parvus
Lineage: Eukaryota; Metazoa; Chordata; Amphibia; Anura; Ranidae
Source: the annotation of a GenBank genome assembly